Molecule: messenger RNA, 1359 nt
Organism: Mucor velutinosus
Lineage: Eukaryota; Fungi; Mucoromycota; Mucoromycetes; Mucorales; Mucoraceae
Gene: HGT1
Product: high affinity glucose transporter
Exons: 6
Coding region: 1-1359 (452 amino acids)
Biological process (GO): regulation of cell cycle
Source: RefSeq, a predicted model, not a curated record
AUGGGAACAACUAAGAAACGACCAACAUCAAAACGGAACAAUUCUCGACAAGCUGCACUUUCGUUUCUCACCAAUAUUACUCUGGGAAGCGAGCAUGAAGUGCCUAAAUUAGCAUCACCUACGACCCUGAAUUACUCUGAUCAUGAUACCGCACCAAAGAACCCCAACUUGACUCGAUACGGCACUCUAUCAGUGGCUCCAACACCCGUCAAAAUGUAUCCAUUAGAGUCGUCAGACUCCAACUCGACCAUGGAGGAGAACACUCCCAUUACUCUCACUGUCAAUACCAGCAGAAACUUUACGCCCAUUGAGAGAAGAAGGUGCCGACGAGCUUCCACAUCUGACAACUUUUAUCAUCGCCGUCUGUCCAGCAGUGAUAGCAAUACAUCUUCAUCAGAAAUUGUGCAGCACAAACUAACGAGAGAAGAUAGCGAGCGCCCCAUUGCAUCCGAGAAAAUUAAAAGACGAUCAGACCAUCAAGCAACAAGCAAUUCUGAAACAACAGCAUCCAUGAGUUUUAUGUCUGUAUUCCGCUACUACAAAGGGAUCAUCAGACAGCCACGACGAAAGGCAGAUUUGCAUUACUAUCAUCGGCACUAUCCCAGUUACUUUCACCAGCAUUUAUCCAGCAUGAACGCAAAGCACAGAAAAGGCAUCUCCUAUGGCCAUUUUCUACUGCAUGCCAGCGAGGGCGAAGACGAGGACGACGAGGACGACGAGGAGACUGCCGAAGACAGCGCUCAAAGUGAGGUCUUGCCUCAGCUGCAAAAACUGGUCUACGAUCCGUACUAUAUCAACGAUGAUUUACGCCUAUUACAGCAAACAAAUAUGUUGCCUCAGAGUUCUGGUGCUAGCAUCACGCGAUCAUCACCUCCUCUAAGCAAACAGAAAUCAAAUGAGCUAUUCCAGCAGUCGCACCCAGACGUUCAAAUCACAUUGUCAAAAAUCAAUGCCAUCAAGACCCAUUUACUCAAUAUCGGAAAGCAAGUCGAUUUGGAAAUAUCUAGUAUUGCCCACGCUUUUGUUUAUUUCGAGAAACUGAUACAAAAGCAGAUUGUCACCAAGCAAAACCGUAAACUUUUAGGUGCUUGCUGUCUGUUCUUGGCUAUCAAAGUCAAUGAACCAAAGGGACUUAAAUUCGAUACUUUGUUAGAGGCAAUUUCAGCAGAGCUGUACGUCAAUUCCAAAGACAUUCGAAGCCAUGAGUUUGCCGUGUUUGCAGACCUGGAAUUUAACCUGUAUGUCCCUGAGAGAGAGUUUAUGCCACACUUUGAUAGUAUCGUUCAAACUUGGAAAAUUCAGUGUAUCGAGGAUUACCUCGGCCCAGUCCCCUUUUACAUGUUUACAGCCAACGAAUAA